Messenger RNA from Acanthosepion pharaonis, 792 nucleotides. Lineage: Eukaryota; Metazoa; Mollusca; Cephalopoda; Sepiida; Sepiidae. The record is from the annotation of a GenBank genome assembly.
AUGUUUCUAUCUUUCUAUCUUUCUUUCUUCCUAUCUAUCUCUCUUUCUUGCUUUCUUUCUAUCUUUCUAUGUUUCUUUUAUUCUUUCUUUCUAUCUUUCUUUCUUACUUUAUUCAUUCUUUCUUACUUUUUAUCUUUCUUUCUUUCUAUGUUUCUAUCUUUCUUUCUUUCUAUCUUUUCUGUUUCUAUAUUUCUAUUUUCUAUCGUUCUUUCUUUCUUUCCCCUUUUCUUUCUUUCCUUUUCCUUUCUUUCUUUCUUUCUUUCUAUUUUUCUUUCAAUCUUUCUUUCUUAUCUUUUCUUUCUUUCUUAUCUUUUCUUUCUUUCUUUCUAUCUUUCUAUCUUUUUCUUUCUUUCUAUGCAUUGUUCAUUCUUUCUUUCAAUGUUUCUUUCAUUCUAUCUUUCUAUCUUUCUUUCUUUCUUUCUAUUUUUCUAUCGUUCUUUCUUUCUUGCUAUCUUUUCUUUUUCUUUAUUUCUAUUUUCUAUCGUUCUUUCUUUCUUUCCCUUUUUCUUUCUUUCUUUCUUCCUUUCUUUCAAUCCUUCUUUCUUUCUUAUCUUUUCUUUUCUUUCUUUCUUUCUUUCUAUCUUUUUCUAUCUUUCUAUGUAUCUUUCUUUCUUUCUUUUUUUCUUUCUACAACACAUUUCUUUUCCAAUGUUUUUUCUUUCUUUCCUUCCCCGUUCUUUCCACCUCUUUCCCUCUUUCUUCUUACUUUCCCUUUCAAUAAUUUCUUCUUCUUUCAUUUUUAUUUCAUUUCAUUUCUUUCAGUCGUUAAUCACUUUCACGGUCCUAUUUUAG